UGACUUGAUGUAGGCCCAGACAAUUUUGGCAGUAGGAGAAGCACUAUAAAAUCACGGCUGAUUUCGUCCACCUACAUCAGUUUCCUCCAUCGAACGGGAAUAGUUGUACACCUUCGUUUUCAACAUGAGAACAAUCAUCGCUCUCUGCGCCCUCGUGGCCGUUGCCCUCGCGGCACCCGCGCACGACGACAACCAGACAGUCUUAGUGAAGGAAACUCCAUUGAACAACAUCGGCAUUGAGGGAUACCAAUACGCCUACGAACUCUCCGACGGUCAUGCCCAUCAAGAAUCCGCCGAAGUGACGAACGCCGGCCAGGAGAAUCAGAGCCUCAUCGUUCGCGGUAGCUUCACCUACGUCGAGCCCGAGACCAACGUCAGGUACACCGUCAACUACGUCGCCGACCAGAACGGUUUCCACCCCGAGGGCAACCACAUACCGUCGAUCUAAAUUUAUUGACGCUAUCGAAGAGGUACUGAAGACGAUAUAAAAAAUGAUCGAUUCUGUGUAAAUUUUUAUAUUAUAAACUAGACGUAAGACGAUUGGAAAAUGUAAGUGUUACCGACAGUUUUGCAACUGUCCAAUAAAUAUCUAAACGAUUAGACAUGAUUAUAUAAUGCGGUAUUAAAUUUAAAAUUUAUUAUUAUAUAAAUGUUUCGUAGAUAGUCUAUGAACAAUGCAAUGUCAUAUAUAUAACUGCACAGUUGCAUUUUUUCCCAUGGUUAUCAUCACAGUGUAUAAGAAAACGUGAAUGAUAAUGAUAAAAGUUCAGUUUUAAAAAUAAAAAUCGAGAUAAUAAUAAAUUGUAAAUUAAUAUUGUAUUAUAAGAUAAAAUGAUGAAAUUUCAACUACUACUCAACGACUACUCAAAUUUCCAUAAGUUUUUAACAAUAUCUUGUUGGCGCUGAUAAAAACUAUUGACAAAUAGUGCCUCGCAAUAUCGAUUUAAUUGUAUUUGGACUGCGCAACUACGUUUGGAAAAAUUUCAGCGAUUUCAUCAUGACGAUGCAUUUUUGCCUUUGUACAAUAAUUCCAUCGAUCUCAAUUAAUAAGAAUCUUAUUAAAAAACA
Messenger RNA from Pogonomyrmex barbatus (red harvester ant), 1068 nucleotides. RefSeq names its product flexible cuticle protein 12-like. The record is from RefSeq and is a predicted model, not a curated record. Gene Ontology annotation, cellular component: chitin-based extracellular matrix. NCBI's taxonomy places the organism in Eukaryota, Metazoa, Arthropoda, Insecta, Hymenoptera, Formicidae. Gene Ontology annotation, molecular function: structural constituent of chitin-based larval cuticle.